CGCAGCUGUUCAGUUGAAAGUUGAGUUGUUUUUUGAAAAAAGAUUAAAAAUAAAUAAUAAAUAAUUUAUUCAAUUAGAAAUAAAUAACAUGACCUAAAUUAACCAUUAGAAUUGUGUAUAGGCAAUUAAAUAAAGUUCUAAUAGUGAGUUCUGAAGAUUUGUGUUCAUCAUAAUAAGGAGCCCACAAAAUGAACCUGAUAGGGGCCGUAAAGGCCUACGUAGACAAAAUGACCGACGAAAGUGAACCUGGCAUGAAAGUCCUCCUAAUGGAUAAAGAAACGACCAGUAUUAUCAGUAUGGUUUACAGUCAAAGUGAGAUACAACAAAAAGAAGUUUUCUUACUAGAGAGAAUCGAUUCUCCCAACUAUGCCAACUCGACUGGUCUCAGAUAUCUCAAAUGUUUAGUUUUCAUAAGACCUACACAACAUAAUAUCGAACUAAUGUGUAAUGAAUUGAGGUACCCAAAAUAUGGGGCAUAUUAUAUUUAUUUUUCGAAUAUUGUUGCCAAAGCUGACAUUAAAAUGUUAGCUGAAAAUGACGAACAAGAAGUAGUGAAAGAAGUACAGGAAUUAUACAUGGACUACCUAGCAGUAAACCCCCACUUAUUCUCAAUAGGCCUCCCUUGUUGCAUGGAAAAAUUAUCCUGGAACCAGAAUGCCCUGCAACGCUCCAUGCAUGGUCUAGUUUCAGUAAUUUUAUCAUUGAAAAAAUCACCUAUAAUCCGAUAUCAGUCAAACUCUAGACUUGCCAAAGACUUGGGUAGCAGAAUCGAGGAUACAAUGAAUAAAGAAUCUUCUCUGUUUGCUUUCGGUCAAGGAGGGCACAGUUUGCUGCUUUUAUUGGAUAGGAGGGACGAUCCUAUUACACCUUUAUUGACUCAAUGGACUUAUCAAGCUAUGGUGCACGAAUUGAUGGGGAUUAAUAAUAAUCGAGUUAAUUUGUCUAAUAUAACUGGUGUUUCGAAAGAACUCUCUGAAGUAGUUCUCUCGGCAGAACAAGACGCCUUCUAUGCCAAAAACAUUUUCAUGAAUUACGGCGACAUUGGUCAAAACAUCAAACAGCUAAUGGAUCAGUUCCAAGCCAAAGCGAAAAGCCAUCAGAAAAUCGAAAGCAUAGCCGACAUGAAAAGUUUUGUAGAAUCUUACCCGCAAUUCAAAAAACUGUCUGGCAAUGUUACCAAACAUGUAACCAUUGUAGGAGAAUUGAGUUCGAUGGUAAACAAAUACCAUUUGCUUGAUGUUUCUGAAGUGGAACAAGAAAUUAGUUCUCAAAACGAUCAUUCGGCUCAUUUAAGUAGUGUCAGGAAGUUGAUACAAGAUGAUAAAAUUAGGCAUACAGAUGCUGCUAAGCUUGUAAUGCUUUAUGCUUUAAGAUAUCAAAACCAAAAUAAUGAAACUUAUAAUCUUAUUGAAUUGUUAAAGAAAAGAGGAGUGACUGAUAAACUUUUAAAAGACAUUGUAUAUCUCUUAGAAUAUGCUGGCUCUCAUGCAAGGCAAAGUAAUCUGUUUAAUGUUGAAGAUGCAGUUAAAAUUACUAAAAGAUUCUUCAAAGGUUUAAGUGGGGUAGACAAUGUUUACACCCAACACAAACCUUUACUGCACGAUAUAUUAGAAGAACUUAUCAAAGGCAGAUUAAAAGAUAAUCUAUACCCUGUAGUGGGAAAUCAUUCCAGCGGCCUAAGAGCUCAAGAUAUUGUUGUUUUUAUCAUAGGGGGAGCUACCUAUGAAGAAUCAUUAACAGUGCAUAGUUUAAAUAAAACCUAUCCUGGUUUUAAUAUAAUUUUGGGUGGUACUACUAUACAUAACUCUACGAGUUUUCUUAAAGAAGUUGAAAAUGUUUAUUGUGGUGAAGAUAUGAGGUCCAGAAAGCAUACAAAGCAUUUGAGAAAUGUGAUAUUUGAAUAAUAAUAUUUUGAAAUCAUUCCUUAAGAUGUAAAAAAUUAAUUUUAAGGUAUUCUUGUUGCUUUCUAGUCACAGAGUUAAGAAAUAGUUUUAAGGAAGAACCCAUCUUUGUGGUUUUUAUUUUGCUUUAAAAUUCAGUGUCUGAUGUAUGUAUGUUUAUAAAAUAUUUAUUGCUUAAGUUGAGUAAGUAUAAUGAAUAAAAUCUUAUAAUUUUGUUAUAGAAAAAUAUAAAAAUCUAAUUUAAUAAAAGCUUUUCCUUGA
Molecule: messenger RNA, 2162 nt
Organism: Ceutorhynchus assimilis (cabbage seed weevil)
Lineage: Eukaryota; Metazoa; Arthropoda; Insecta; Coleoptera; Curculionidae
Source: the annotation of a GenBank genome assembly